UGUUGUAUCUAAUCUACUAAUAUAAAAUGAAUAGGAAAAUUCUGAUACUUUAUGGAAGCCAAACUGGAACUGCACAGGACAUUAGUGAAAAUAUCUGGAGAGAGUCAAAAAGAUUUCAUCUCAAAGGCAAUGUGAAGUCAAUGAACGAUUAUGAUGUGAAACAGCUGAUCGAAGAAGAAAUUGUAAUAUUCGUUUGCUCAACAACAGGACAAGGAGAGGAACCAGAUAACAUGAAAAAGUUUUGGAAGUUUCUAUUACGCAAGAAUCUUCCAGCAGACUCACUCGAAAGAUUACAAUUUGGAGUUCUUGGUUUGGGUGAUUCAAGCUAUCAAAAGUUUAAUUUUGUAGCUAAACGUUUGCAUAAAAGACUGAUGCAACUUGGUGCUGCACCACUUCAACCUGUUGGACUUUGUGAUGACCAACAUGACUUAGGUGUUGGAGCUGUUUUAUUUCCAUGGCUUAAAAGUUUUUGGGAGAAAGUGUUAGAGAUAAAACCACUUCCAAUAGGUGUAAAUCCUUUGUCUGUGACACCAAGAUUUUGUAGAUGGAAUGUGAAGAAAUGUCAAACCUUUCAAUCGGGCGACGAAAAAUUUGAUAUUUAUUCUGAUUUCGAUGAAUCUUCAGAAGACGGCUACGUUGAAGUUGUGGAAAACAUAAGAACAACUGCUGAGGAACAUUUUCAAGACGUUCGUUUAAUAUCGUUUUGCCGAUGUUCGCUUACAUGGAAUCCUGGUGAUGUCGCUUACAUUCGUCCCCAAAACUCAACAGAGAGUGUUAAGAUGCUUUUUGAAAUCUUCAAAGAACAUGACUUGAACAUCUUUCCAAAUGAUUGCGUGAUGUUAGAACAAAUUGAUGACGAAAUGCCAGCACCUUCAAUGUUAAGACAAAAGCUACUUUUGAUUACUAUUGCUACACAGUAUUGGGAUCUCAAUGCCUUACCCAGACCUCGUGCAUUUGAAGUUCUCGCUUAUAAUUGCGAAAACGAAUUAGAGAAAGAAAAACUUCUCGAGUUUGCAAGUUUUGAAGGACAGGAAGAUUUAUUAACUUAUGUUAAUCGUCCAAAACGAACAAUCCUUGAAGUGCUUCAAGAUUUUCCACAUGCAACUUCUAAAUUAAAUCUUAGCUUGCUUUUCGAAUUGUUUCAACCAAUCAAACCACGACCUUAUUCAAUUGCUUCGAGUAUGUUAACAAAUCGUUUAGACCUUCUCAUAGCUGUUGUUGAGUAUCAGACAAGGUUGAAGGAGCCACGAAAAGGUUUGUGUACUAAUUGGUUGAAGUCAUUGAAUGCUGGUGAUCGGGUAAUAGUUUCAAUUAAGAAAGGAUCGUUUCUAUUCCCAACGGAUGCUGAUACACCAAUGGUAAUGGUUGGACCUGGAACUGGUCUCUCCAUUUUCCGAGCAAUUCUUCAAGAUUACCAACUCAGUGAGAAAUCUCGUAAUGAGAAGUUUGUCUUGUUCUUUGGCUGUAGAAAUGAAGAAAAAGAUUUCCAUUGUCGAGACGAAUUGAAACGAUUUGAACAGGAAGGAAUUCUUAAACUUUUCUGCGCUUUCUCAAGAGAUCAAGAAGAUAAAAUUUACGUUCAGCAUCUGAUUGAGAAAGAAGGAAAAAUGCUGAAAAAUCUUUUAGUUGAACGAGGGGGAUUUUUCUAUGUAUCGGGAAGUUCAAAAAACAUGCCAACAGCUGUUAAAGAAGCCCUUGAAGAUGCAAUAAAUGACAAAGAAUUCAUUCAACGUAUGAUUAAAGAUGGAAAAUAUCAUGAAGAAACUUGGUCUUAAAAAGUUUAUUUUAAAUAAAGAUUUUUUAGAAAAAAUUCUUCUAAUUCUUAAAACUCGAAAUUAUUCAGAGAAACCAUAAACUUUGAAAUUUCCAGCAUCACGAGAUUCAUCCUUCUUGUCAUCACAAGCAUAAGCGAGAAGAUAUUGUUUUGGAUGAAAAGCGAUUGAAAAUGUAGCUGAUUCGAGUUUAAUGUUGCAAACUCUUUCUCCUGUUUCGAUGAAUGCGAUGUCGAUGAAGUGAUCUUCUGAUGCUGAUGCAAGCAAUUUACUGUCGUGACUAAACGAGACUGUUCUUACUGGCCAAUCUAAUCUUGAAAGAACUCGUACACAUGAAAGUUCAUCAACAUCCCAAAUAGAGGUAAGAGCAUCAGCAGAUCCUAUAGCAAAGUACUUUCCGGUGUUGUCAAAGUCUAUGCAAAUGCAAGUCGCAGGAUGAGCUUUCAAAACGUGUUGCGCUUCAAGAUUUGGAUAACUGAGAAUAUGUACACAUCCUUGGCCACUUGUUAGGUACAUUUGGUCACUCGUUUUAUUCCACAUAAUUUCGUUAAUUUCAAAGUUGAACUUCUCUUCAGCUCGAAUUUUAUUUGUUCUUGUAUCGAUGAAUGUGAUGAGAUCUUCUUUAUUCCCGACUGCAAUAGUGUGUCCAUCACUUGACCAUGUAAUGUUGAUGUUUUCCCCUUUUGUGUUAAUUAUACUGAGUACUUUCUGUGCUCUUGUAUCCCAAAUGCGAACGGUUUUGUCACCUGAAGCUGUUGCAACGAGAUCAGGAUUUUUAGAAUGCCACGUGAGUUGAUCAACUGUGCCAGAAUGUCCAUAAAAUGUUCGAUCUUUUGUCAGUCGUUCACGAUCCAAUGAAAAAACUACAACCUUUUUAUCAUUUGAGCCGCUAGCUAACUUCCUGCCAUCACAAUUCCAACGAACUGUGUGCACUUUAGAUGAAUGUUGUCUUUGCUCUCUUAUUUUGUUAUGUGUACGAAAGUGCUCUCGUAGGCUUUCUAAACGUUUUUGUGAGGAAAACAUUUUAAAAAUUAAUUUUUAGUUUUUGUUUACGUUGAAAUUGCUUUUGAAGUUUGGAAUACGUUUAGAAAUC
Messenger RNA from Clunio marinus, 2865 nucleotides. Lineage: Eukaryota; Metazoa; Arthropoda; Insecta; Diptera; Chironomidae. The record is from the annotation of a GenBank genome assembly.